AUGGAGCCACAGUCAGAUGCCCUGAUUAUGCCUGUGUCCCUGCGCCUCAUCAGGGGAGCAGGUUUGAGGCUUAAAAUUAGAGACAUGUUCAAGGACACUACAACGUCUGUGCGGAUAGGUCUUAUGAUGGAAGAAAUGAUCUUCAACCUUGCAGAUACGCAUCUGUUCUUUAAUGACCUGGAGGACUGUGACCAGAUCCACAUAGAUGAUGUAUCAUCAGAUGAUAAUGGUCAAGAUCUAAGCACAUAUAACUUCUCCGCAGAUGGCUUUCACAGUUCAACUGCCAGUGCAAAUCUGUGUCUGGGCUCAGGUGUUCAUGGGGGAGUUGACUGGAUGAGGAAAUUAGCAUUCCGCUACCGUCGGGUGAAAGAGAUGUACAACACCUACAAAAACAACGUAGGGGGUUUAAUAGGAGCUCCUAAGAGGGAAACCUGGCUGCAGUUAAGAGCAGAACUUGAAGCGCUGACUGAUCUCUGGCUCACACAUGCUCUGAAGGCGCUGAAUUUGAUACACUCCCGGCCUAACUGUGUGAAUGUGUUGGUCACCACAACUCAGCUUAUACCAGCUCUUGCUAAAGUGCUUCUCUAUGGACUGGGCACUGUCUUCCCCAUUGAAAACAUUUACAGUGCAACAAAAACAGGUAAGAAGAGCUGUUUUGAAAGAAUAAUGCAAAGGUUUGGAAGGAAAGCUGUGUACAUUGUAAUAGGAGAUGGUGUUGAAGAGGAACAGGGCGCAAAAAAGCACAACAUGCCAUUCUGGAGAAUCUCUUGUCACGCUGACCUGGAAGCUCUUCGGCACGCCUUGGAACUUGAAUAUUUGUAGCAGACCCCAACAUCUUAGCACUGUGAGGGCUUCACUCAAACUAUUACAUCGAUUCCACCUAUGCCUCAACAUUUUCUUAUUAAAAAAAAAAUCCCACAGCAACUGCAGUUUUUCUUUUUUUUGAAGGAGAACCCUUUCAGGGGAAGCCUUUAAGAACUUGCAGCCAAAGAGCAUUGUAUCAAGUUCUUCCUUUGGACAGAGGAAAAGCCUUCAGAUAACUCACUGGAGAUCCUGCAGUUACAUGGUUAAGCCGGAUGCAUAGAGCUGUAACUGCCUUUUGCCAUCAACGACAAACACUAGUCUUGGGUCUACUUGUCAGUUUCUUGCUUUUGAAAGGGGAAGAGGACAUAGUACGGAGUCUCUGCACAGUACAUCACAUCCCAUGGGACCUUCUGAACAUAAGAGUGAAACUGUUGAUUUUUUUUUUUUUUUUUUUUUUAAUUUAUGAACUAAUCUCAUUACUCUGGUAUUAAGCUCUGUACCUGUGUUUUUAAUCUGGCUUUUUGGGGUGGGUGGGUGGGAAGAGGCUUACUGUUCUAAAUUAAUAGUUCAUUUCUCCAGAACAAACUCUGGGGAAAAAUCAUAUCGUGUACAUUAAUAAUAAUGACACAUGGUACCAUUGGUAAGAACUAUAGCUGUGUUUUUAAAUCUUACAUAGAUGGUAUGUGGACUGUGCAUGUGUCUACACUGUGCCUUAUGCUGCCAUCUUGGGUUUGGGGAAAAA
Messenger RNA from Balearica regulorum gibbericeps (East African grey crowned-crane), 1546 nucleotides. Lineage: Eukaryota; Metazoa; Chordata; Aves; Gruiformes; Gruidae. The record is from RefSeq and is a predicted model, not a curated record.